AUGACUACCCAGCACUACCAGGCUCCUGCUCUUCCCAUCAAUGUUCCCUCCAAGGCUCCGGCACCGGCCAGUCUCUACCCAGUCAGCCGUGUCUCCGGCUCUCCUCCGGAUCUCUCGGACACGAGCACUACUGCUGGAAGUCGCACCUCUGCCGGCUUCAGUUACGGCUCCGGAAGUCUCAGCGGCGACUAUGAGUCUAGCUCGGCCUCGUACUCGGGGGUUGACGUUGUCGACGUUCUGAGUGACCGCAUGCAAAACACCUUCGAUCCAACCCCAUUGGACAAAGGGCUGGCAAUGCAGGCGCAAACCUCGGGACAACUGAAUGCAAAGCAGCGAGAACUUCUCGAGCUACAAGCUCUCGCUCAACGUCGUCUGAAAGGUGUUCGCGCCAACUUCUCCGAUGGCAUUAAAGUUGCCCGGGAAACUAAGCGGGAUCUGGAAUGGACUCAGAAACGUGUGAACGCGUUGAAGACGAAAGCCGAAAGCGUGCACCCAGAAGAGUACCGACGGGCAUCCAAGAAAUAUACUUAUGACGACAACUGA
Messenger RNA from Aspergillus melleus, 543 nucleotides. RefSeq names its product KxDL motif-containing protein. The record is from RefSeq and is a predicted model, not a curated record. NCBI's taxonomy places the organism in Eukaryota, Fungi, Ascomycota, Eurotiomycetes, Eurotiales, Aspergillaceae. Gene Ontology annotation, cellular component: BLOC-1 complex; endosome. The transcript has 3 exons. The coding region runs from base 1 to 543 and encodes 180 amino acids. Gene Ontology annotation, biological process: regulation of protein localization; endosome organization.